Molecule: messenger RNA, 1660 nt
Organism: Falco peregrinus (peregrine falcon)
Lineage: Eukaryota; Metazoa; Chordata; Aves; Falconiformes; Falconidae
Product: myosin regulatory light chain 2, smooth muscle minor isoform
Exons: 4
Coding region: 170-688 (172 amino acids)
Cellular component (GO): cytoplasm
Molecular function (GO): calcium ion binding
Source: RefSeq, a predicted model, not a curated record
GCCGCCGCCUGGUGCCCCCGCCGCUCGUCGCCACCCGCCGCUCGUCGCCACCCGCCGCUCAGGAGCGCGAUGGUUUCUCCGGGAAGCGCCGGAGCCGCCGCUGCUUCCUCCCUUCCGCGUCUGUUUCGCAGCGGGUCCCGCCGCGGCUGCUGGGUGUCCAAAAAUCAACAUGUCCAGCAAAAAGGCAAAGACGAAGACCACCAAGAAGCGCCCUCAGCGUGCCACUUCCAAUGUAUUUGCAAUGUUUGAUCAGUCGCAGAUUCAGGAGUUCAAGGAGGCCUUCAACAUGAUCGACCAGAACAGGGACGGCUUCAUUGACAAGGAGGACUUGCACGAUAUGCUCGCCUCCCUUGGAAAGAAUCCAACGGAUGAAUACUUAGAUGCCAUGAUGAAUGAGGCUCCAGGCCCCAUAAACUUCACGAUGUUCCUUACAAUGUUUGGUGAGAAGUUAAAUGGCACCGAUCCGGAAGAUGUAAUCAGGAAUGCGUUUGCUUGCUUUGAUGAAGAAGCAACAGGGUUCAUCCAGGAAGACUACCUGCGGGAGCUGCUGACGACGAUGGGAGACAGGUUCACAGAUGAAGAGGUGGAUGAGCUGUACAGAGAGGCCCCCAUCGAUAAAAAGGGGAAUUUCAACUACAUUGAAUUCACGCGCAUCCUGAAACAUGGAGCAAAAGACAAGGAUGACUGAGCAAAUCACCUGAUACCUGCAGAUAGCUUCCCGCCUCCCACCACCGUUAAUUUCAUUUCUCAGGAUCUGUUUUUUUCUUUUUUUUUCUUGUUGGGACCUUUUGCAUAUAUUUCUGACAUUCCAGCUUUUUCCUCUGUGGUCUCUGGGGCUACUCAGGCACACCUGCACCUUUGUAAUAAGACUGGAAACAGACAGGGAGAGAGGAGCAGGGAGAGCUUACAGUGACAGAGGUUUAGGGACAAAGAUCAAUGAGUGUGGAGGCCCAGGUAAAAAUGUCAGUGCUACUUAUCCUAGCUAGAUUAAUUUUACAUUUUUAAUGGUAACUUUUCAAAUAAAACGCUCCUAUAUUAGGUACAUCAUUAUAAUUUUCAUGCUAGAAGUGGACUGUGUAUCUAGUCAUAUCUGUGAAUAUUUUUGCAACUGUAUGCAGUUGUGUUGUUAUCCAUUUUUGCCUUAAAAAUGAAGUGUAAGUCACUUAAGUGUACCGAUGUUUGUACUUCAGCGAUUGAGUACUUCACUUACUACUGUGAGCGUAUACAAUGAAGAAAUUCCCAUCCUUCAGAUUUUUAGUACAUUGUAAAUUAAUGAUUCCUGUCCAGGACUUGCACAUUAAACAUUUUAAAUCAUAUGGAUUAAUUGAGGGGGUGUUUUACCACAGUAGCGCCCCCAUUUCGUGAUACUGAGUACAAUAUUAACACUGCUUUUUAAAAACUUAUGGUGUUUUCUUAAAAAAAAAAAAAAUACCACGUGUGAGUAGAAUGCUUAAGUGAUGCCUCUUACCAGAUCUGCAGGACUGGCAAUACAGAACUGAUUCCAUUUCAUUGCAACUUUUCUUCUUUCUUUUCCCAUGUUUUUUCGAAGUGCAGUGGGGCUGGAUGAAGAAGGAAGGUGUGCUCUCUCUCUGUUUUCUAUCCAAAAAUGUUAUUCUUGCUUUCCAGAUGAAACCAUAUACAAUAUAUUUUUAAGAGCUUC